AAUCACUGCGACUUUUGCGUACUUUACCCUUGCGAAUUUGUAAGAAACUGUACAAAUCAUGCGAAUUUGAAUAAAACAGGACAAAUCAUGAAACUUGUGGAUUUAUACUUGCAGCACCAGAUGCGGAGGCGUUCUACGGCGGUGCCAAGGAGUUGUAGCAUGGGGAUGGGGAGGAUCAACGAGGACGACCCUUGUGAAUUUGGGGAGGACGCCGUCGCCAAAGUAGCUGUCGACGAAGACGACGCCGUCAUCAAAUCGGCCUCGUCAGAUUCACCGCCAGACGACUUUUCGCUCUUUUCCGACCCAUUUUUCCUUUGCCGGCGACUCUUCUCAACGAGAUCUGGACGGCGGGGAAAGCGGCCAGAGAGAUGGCGGACCUGGACGACGGUGAGCGCCUGUGUGAUUCCGGAGAUGCAGCUGCUGAAGAGGAAGCCGACGGUGCCGACGAGGGGGUCGCUGAAGCAGUCGGCAGCGCGGAUCUCGACAGAGACGGCGAAGGUGUCGCCACGAAGGAAGUGAGAGAGAGAGAGAGAGAGAGAGAGAGAGAGAGAGAGUGUGUGUGUGUGUGUCUAGGAGAAGAAGGGGGAGUUUUUGGCAUAAAAGUUAGAAAAAUUCUUAGUGGU
Messenger RNA from Rhododendron vialii, 623 nucleotides. RefSeq lists its product as uncharacterized. The record is from RefSeq and is a predicted model, not a curated record. The transcript is spliced from 2 exons. NCBI's taxonomy places the organism in Eukaryota, Viridiplantae, Streptophyta, Magnoliopsida, Ericales, Ericaceae. The coding region runs from base 88 to 519 and encodes 143 amino acids.